Messenger RNA from Pieris napi, 2103 nucleotides. Its product is annotated as putative nuclease HARBI1. Lineage: Eukaryota; Metazoa; Arthropoda; Insecta; Lepidoptera; Pieridae. The record is from RefSeq and is a predicted model, not a curated record.
AAUGAACCUUCCAUUCUCAUUUCUAGUAGUCGUAGCCUCAUAAAGGUUUUCACACAUUUGCUCUUCCACAGAAAGUCUCUUCUGAAUCCUAUCUGGUUCAGGCCUCUUCUAAAACCAUUGAUCCAUGAACCAUCAGAUCCACUAUAAUAGACACAUAGUCAACUUUAUAAAAAUUUAGUUUAGUGUUACCUCUCGGUCGUAAAAAAAAUAUUUUAGAAUAUUCAAUACUUAACAAUAAACUAGGAUGAUUCGCGUAUAUUUUACAUAUUACUUAAUACUAAAUCUAAGAAACGAUCGUCGCUAUUAACUAUACUAUUAAUACGUUCGGUCCAGCAACGUCUCAUGACGUUAUUUUUAGAAAUUCAUAAUUGACACAACGUUUAAUCAGGUCGGCUUUUAAUUUCCAUUUAUUCACACUACGUUCCCUAACGUCGGGAGUCAAUACGAUAUUCAACUAAAUAGAUAUUUGCGCCGCAUCACUUGGAAGUUUCAAAAGUCUACCGCCGCAGCAAAUCAGUUUUUAGGAACAUUUUGCGAAAAUCCGUUACACCCGCACAUAUCCACAUACGCACACACAGAACGUUGGUAGACGUCACGGGAAGUAGGGACGCGGCUAGCUUCAGUCAUUUUGCGCCGCAUGAAGAGAAGCUCUUGAAUGAUCGAAUUAAAGUUUCGAAACAAUGAAUAAAAAGCGACUAUGCCGUAAGGGGUUUCUGAAUGUAUUUGAAGAUUCUUCGUCCCGGAAGUUACUCCAGAUCCCUUCAGUGAUGACGGAGAAUACGGAAGUGACAAGGAUUAUGAUCCAGAACCUAUAAAUAUUCAUAGCGACAGCCCACUAACGCCCGAACCCAAUAACCUAUCUAAAUCCAUAAUCCACCAUCUGAGAUAAAAAUCUCAAUCCAAAUGUUGUAUAAAGUGUGCCACUAACCAAUCGACGGAUUGUAAUAGUCAUCUGGCGAUACAAGCUAUCCAUGUGAGGUCCGAUCGGUGUCUGUGGAUAGACCUUUGUAUGAAAAUGACAGUUCAGCUGUGCCAAUAUUCAUCUUAAAGUUUUUACAUAUUGUUUGACGGGUGAUUGCAGAUUGCAUUUGCAAUUCCCCAACUAUCUCGGAUUACUGAUGAUAAAAAUAUGGCCUUACAAUUAAUAUCUUCAAGUGAUAGCGAUACUGAUAGUGAUCUGGAAGUUUUAGGAUUAUUAUCAGAUUCGGAAAGUGAUGAUUCCAACAAUAACGGACCAAUACCAAGGCGGAUAAAACGAAUAAAUUUUAUGCAUAAUCUAAACGAUACCGACUUCACUUUUAGAUUUAGGUUAAAUAAACCUGCAGUGGAGUUACUUUUGACCGAAAUUAUGCCCUUUGUACGAGUAACAUCGAUGCGAAAUAAUGGCGUGCCACCACUACAACAGCUUUUAUUGACGCUGCGGUUUUAUGCAUUGGGCACAAUGCUAAUUUCCGUGGCUGAUUUCAUAGGCGUUUCCAAAUCUUCUGCAGGCAGAAUAGUGCGGGACAUAUCCGUCGCAAUCGCCAGAUUGUACGAUAAAUAUUUGUAAAUUGUAAUGCACCAACAAGGUGCAGAUAAAUUUUAUUCAAAAGCACAAUUUCCUCGGGUUCUUGGUGCUAUUGACUGUACUCAUAUUCGCAUCCAAUCUCCAUGUCUAACUAUAGGAGAGGAAUUUAGAAAUAGGAAAAACUAUUUUUCAUUGAAUGUCCAAGCAGUUUGUGAUGCAGAUUUGAGACUAAUGAAUGUGGUUGCUCGUUGGCCUGGCUCACCACAUGAUGCCACCAUUUUUAAUAACUCUGUCUUGAGAGCCCAAUGUGAUUCAGGAGCAUUUGGUAAUCGAUGGUUGCUUGGUGAUAGUGCAUAUCCUAAUAGAAACUAUUUAUUGACACCAAUAUUAAGUCCCGUUUCUGAUCAUGAACAGAGAUACAAUUAUGCUCAAAUAAAAACAGAAACACCAUUGAAACGACUUUUGGAGUGUGGAAGCGCCGCUUCCCUGUAAUAGCCCUAACCCUGCGAUUAUCGCUUCGAACUGUCCAAGCUGUCAUUAUUGCUACAGCAGUUCUCCACAAUAUCUGUAGAAGUUAUAAUCUGGCAGAAGUUGAG